Mya arenaria is the source of this 3191-nucleotide messenger RNA. RefSeq lists its product as uncharacterized. Lineage: Eukaryota; Metazoa; Mollusca; Bivalvia; Myida; Myidae. The transcript is spliced from 2 exons. The record is from RefSeq and is a predicted model, not a curated record. Bases 463 to 2733 code for a protein of 756 amino acids.
UCACGAACAAACAGUAAAGUCAGUUUAGCUCUGCCGCUAGCCGGAUUCAUUGAUCGUAUUACUGGCGGGAUAGUCUGGAAGGAAUAUCAGAGAGGUUUCAUUACUAGGACAAAAAUAACUCUGACUCACUAAGUCAUAAUUCUCGGUUACCUCAGUGUCAAGUUCUGGUAUGAUCUCUGUGUUAGAAUUGGAAGGUAGAAGUCUAGAUAGCAAGGAAACGUCAGACAAUUACCACCGAUUGGACAGAAGUGAACGUUACACGUUUUGUAUUUAUGGCCUUUAAGAGCCAAAGGGAAACACAGUAGGAGUAAAAGUCUAUUGGGUUUUGGGACUUGUGGAGUCCUGAGAGACAAAACAAACGUUAGGUGAGUUCGUACCGUUAAAGAGACAAGGGAAAAAGUGACUGCAACUAUUGAAGUUUAAACUUAAACUUCUCACCUGGGAUUAUAGUUUUCACCUCCAAUGCCGUGCUUCUUGUGUGCCAGUGAUUGGAAGGAUGCCAGAGUUUUACCAGAAUGUCACCAUGCUUUGUGCGAGGACUGUCUUACCAAACAUAUCACCGCUAGCUUUGAGAAAAAGAUCAAAAAGCGCAAAAAGAAGAAUCUUAUUCUAACAUGUCCAAAAUGCACGACGCAAUUUCAAGGUCCAGAUUCAAGAACAUGCAUUUCUGAAUGGAUGGGCAAAUUACGGGUAAUUUCGUGCAAACCAUCAGUUAUUAAUGUCACAAACACUGACAGUACUUCGGAGCACGAGAAAGCCAGCAUGUGUGAAAAGACGAACUCUCCAGAAAGGCCUUGUAGGCACAGCGUUCCCGUUGAAAACCAAGUUUCGGGGAAAACGAGCAAUAGGAGAACGCAUUUGUCUGCUUCUGAUGAUUGUUACACAUUUUGCUCUACACAUGUCAGUAAAAACGUUGAAUUCUACUGUGGCAAUCACGAGGAAUUCAUUUGCCGACUGUGUAUAAUAAGAGACAUGAACCACAGGCAAUGUGACCAUAUUAUUGAUUUAGAAGAUGCAAGUAAAAUUAUACAGAGAGGUGAAAUACACAAGACUGUAUUAGGCGAUCUCAAGGCAGUGAUUGAGCACUAUGGAGCGCUCAUUGGUGAAAUAGAUGAAGCCAGAAAAGAAUCAGAAAAUCAACGUGUUCAAAUAGUAUCAACUUUUGAAACAGUUAGACAGAAAGCUCUACAAGUCAUUGAUAACCACGAGAAAACUUGUCUGAAGACUUUUGACCAAGCCAUGGACAAUCAAGCAAAACGUCUUAACGAAUCUAAAGGUAAAAUUAAAGCCAGGAUUGAAGAAACUAAACUGAUAGUAGCAGAGUUUAUCGAUAUGACUGAGGUUGAGGAAAAACGUGUCUGCUUGUUUUCAACUGUAUUUAAAAUAUUAAGAAACUAUGAUAACAAGAAAACAGAUAGAUGGGAAAAUCACAUGCAAUGCAAAAUAGCGAAGCUAAAUAUACAAAAUACAGAGGCAUCAAAUCCAGAUAAAGUUGUUGAUGACAUAAACAUUGCUUUUGAAGACCAACAAAAGACACUUUCACCCUAUCCAUUUUUUCAAGCAACAACUGAAAGUGUUCUCAGACUGGUUUCGUUGGACAUACAAGUUAACCCUAAAACUAUUCAAUGUGUUCAAGUUGCAACACGAGAUGGUCAGACUAAUGACGAGGUUAAACAACAAAAGCUGUCUCAAUCAAAGGUUGAACAACAUGAAACUAAUAGAGAUGUAGAUAAAACAAAGCCUACGGUAAAGAAGCCGGAAACAAAAGUCGUUGAAUUAGAGACAGAACCUCUUAAAGAGAGACAUAAACACAAUAGACAUAACAUGAAAGUAGAUGGAAAAGAUGAAGUUGCUAAAGGAGUAGCAUCGCCUUACACAAGAUAUUGCAAGACCAUUAAGCCCUACAAGUGUUCAAGUACACCUGUUUUAAGGCGCGACACCAGUACAACACUGAUGUUUCCAAAUAAAAAUUACGGUUGGAUUUCUGAUGUUAUCGUUCUGAAGAAUGGUCAAAUUGUAUUUUCCGAAGCAUUUCACAAUCGACUUGUUAUUACGGAAAAUGAUUUUUCGUUUGUUUCUGAAUGUGAUAUUGAUACAUCCCCUGGCCAUAUGAUAAUUAGAGAUAACGGUUCCAUUCUGGUUUGCAAAAAAGCAACGAACAAACUUUUGGUAGUCAAUAUGCAGGAGGAUGCUGUUUUAACGGUUGAAUCAUAUGUUACUACACCUUGGCACCCAAAGAGCAUUCAAUCCUUACCUAAUGGCGAUGUACUAAUUUCGAUGCAAGGUCGAGACUCUAAGUGGAAAUUAAGCAAACUACAGCUGCACGAUGACGACACCUUUAAGUCGAUAAAAAAUGUUAGCAUUCCAAUCGACGAUGGAUAUUCACUGCAUGUUGUUGUUAGUCAGACUGGCACUGAAAUGCUCGUUAUUCAAUGCUGUGAAACGGAAGGAGUAGUUCAUGGAUGUGACCUUGAUGGAAAUGAGAAGUUCUCGUACGAAUGUGACCAGCCCGAGGCUGCAACACACGAUAAAUAUGGAUUUAUCUAUGUAGUCGGUUUUACAGGGGAGGUUCACAUUUUGAAACCAGACGGAACACCUUUAGGCGUGAAUUAUAUUUCGAACAUGUAUAAGUGUAAGAGGAUUGCUUACGAUGAAAGCAAUGAUCGUCUGAUUAUCACAACUUACAAGGACAAAAAGUUACAUUUGUUGAAAAUAGACUACAUCAAUGAAUGAACAAUUGGAUCAAGCAAAACAUAUCUAGAACUUUAAUCAGAGGAUUGUUAAAAUGGAUCGAUUUUUAGCCAUUAUAUAUGUCAAUAGUUUCGUUUUCGAUGAUAAGGCAGUGAUCAUAUAUCUGCAGAGCUAGAAAACAAUUAAUUAAAAGAAGAAAAUGUUCAUAGUUGCGAUGAAAACACUCGAUGUACACUUGUUUGAUUUUUUUUGAUGAUCAGUACUGUUUAAAUGUCAUAUAAAAAGGUGUUAUAUGUCAAUGAAGAAACUUCAAUUGUUGUACUUUUACCUUUAAUGGUAGGGAAAUACGUCAUGAUUAAUAUGAUUUUUUUGAUAUAUAAUGAGCAUUGCUUUCAUCUCGCAAGUUUAUUGCUAGUGUAGAAUUUAUCAAAUUGAUCCCGAUAUCGAAAGAGGACGUGUUGACUCUUUAAGUAAGUAAAUAAAAGCAGGUAUUUUAGUCA